This is a messenger RNA of Zingiber officinale, 3165 nucleotides long. Its product is annotated as transcriptional corepressor LEUNIG_HOMOLOG-like. The coding region runs from base 394 to 2847 and encodes 817 amino acids. Gene Ontology annotation, molecular function: protein binding; transcription corepressor activity. Lineage: Eukaryota; Viridiplantae; Streptophyta; Magnoliopsida; Zingiberales; Zingiberaceae. The record is from RefSeq and is a predicted model, not a curated record. The transcript is spliced from 18 exons.
UAUCGCUCAUGCUUAUACUCAUGGCCCGGAUCCGAGCCGGAAAAGCUCGAAAAACAGCAGCGGUUUUUGAUCUCCUUCUCCACCCUCCAAAGUUCAGACCCUUGGCGAUUUCGGUCCCUCCCCCGAUUGGGCAACCUAAUCGUCCCAUUUGACGCAUCGAUCUCUUCCUCCUCCCCACAUCGUUUACCGAUCUUAAUUCCCUCGUAUUCCUUUCCAUAGAGGUUCAGAAUCGAUCAUGAUGACUGUUCUGAUGCCGCUCCGGUGGUUGGAUUCCUCGCAAUUGGCAUAGUUUCUCAAAGUGAAAUUGUGAGAUUUGACGUGAUCUCGAUCUAAAUGUUGAAUCCAUGGUUCCCUUUCUGCUUUUUCCGGAUCAUUGGCUGGAUAAACUAAUGUAUGUUUGACGAUUUGGUGGUGAAGCUUGAAGGAAACAGGAAGUCGAUAUUUAUCCUCAUAUCGUGUCCCGGAGGGGAAGGUAUGGCUCAGAGUAAUUGGGAGGCUGAUAAGAUGCUUGAUGUUUAUAUACAUGAUUAUCUAUUGAAAAGAAAUUUGCAAGCUACUGCAAAAGCUUUCAAGGAAGAAGGGAAAGUCGCGACUGAUCCCGUGGCAAUUGAUGCUCCUGGUGGUUUUUUGUUUGAGUGGUGGUCUGUGUUUUGGGAUAUCUUCAUAGCAAGAACAAAUGAAAAACAUUCUCAAGUUGCCGCGGCAUACAUAGAGACACAACGGGCAAAAGCAAAGGAAGAACAUCAAAGGCAAUUACAGAUGCAGCAGUUGCAACUCAUACAGCAACAGGCUCAACUGCAACAAAGAGGUGUUAACCAUCUGGCUCUCAAUGGGACUCUCAAUGGGACAAUAAGCUCUACAAACACAAAUGGUAUUUCAGGGCCACCAACUGCUAGUUUAUUGGCUGCUAAACUGUAUGAAGAGCGAAUGAAGCAGCCACAAACCAUGGAUGGUGAAAUAUCCCCACAACUUCUUGAUGCUAAUCGAGUUGUACUUCUCAAGUCUGCAACCAAUCAUCCUGGACAAUUUAUCCAAAGUAACCCUGUCACUGGAUCUCCAGCAACACAGCAUGUUCAAGGACAAAAUCAACAGACAUCUGACAUUAAAGGUAUCAUGGGUGCAGCCCAACGAUCUUUGAAUAUGGAUCCCUCGUUGUAUGGCCAUGGUAUAAUGCAAGCAAAAUCUGGACUAUGUGGCUCUGGAAUGACUCAAGGUGUUAGUGGUCUUCCCCUGAAAGGCUGGCCUUUGACAGGAAUUGAUCAAUUACGUCAAAAUUUUGGUCCUCAAGUAAACAAGCCCUUUCUGCCAAAUCAAAGCCAAUUUCAGCUUCUAUCCCCCAACCAACAGCAGAUUUUGGCACAGGCUCAACCACAAAGCAAUAUUGACUCAUCUAACUGUGGCAUGGAUCCGCGCAGGCUUCGAGCAUUGCCAAGGAGUGUACUCAGUGGAAAAGAUGGUCAAAUGAAUGGCAAUGAUGCGUCAAUAGGUUCUCCUAGUCAGUCAAGUUCGCCAAAGGUCACACAAGAUCAAGCUUUCUUGAAGGCAACUCAGAUGCAGCAGUCAUCUAAUCAACAAACUCAGGAACUUGUGCAGCAACAACAGAUACAGCAGAAUGCACGGAAGCGGAAAACUUCUUCUGGACCAGCAAACAGCUCUGGCACAGGAAACACUGCUGCACCUUCUGUUAACUCACCUCCCUCAACUCCAUCCAUCCAUACACCUGGUGAUGGUGUUUCAAUGUCUGGCAACCUCCAAAAUGCAAGUACUAUGUCAAAAAGUUUGAUGAUGUAUGGAACAGAUAAAUCAGGGAGGCUUGCUUCUUCAAGUCAUCUGGAUGACCUAGAGCACUUCGGCGAUGUUGGUUCACUGGAUGAUAAUGUUGAAUCUUUUCUGUCAAAUGAUGAUGGAGAUGGACAGGACAUUUUUGCUGCAUUGAAAAGUACUGCUGAGAACAAUGUGGAAUCGUUAAAUGGUUUUAGUUUUAAUGACGUUAGUUCUAUUCAAGCCGGGAACAACAAAGUAGUUUGUUGCAACUUUUCUUCUGAUGGGAAAUUGCUUGCUAGUGCUGGACAUGAUAAAAAGGUUGUCCUCUGGAACAUGGAGUCACUGCAAACUGUGAGCAGUGCCCCAGAACAUUCUCACUUCAUCACAGAUAUCUGUUUUAGACCAAAUUCAACUCAGUUGGCAACUUCUUCUUUUGACAGAACUGUCCGUCUUUGGAGUGCUUCGGAUUCAAUUCAUUGUUUACAUGUUUUCCCUGGGCACAACUCACAAAUAACUUCCCUUGAUUUCCAUCCAAAAGAGACGGACAUAUUUUGUUCUUGUGAUGACAAUGGUGAGAUCCGGUACUGGAAUGCCAGCCAAUAUUCUUGCACACAUAGUUUUAAGGGUGGUACAAUACAAGUGAGAUUUCAACCCAGAAGUGGACAAUUUCUAGCUGCAGCUUCAGAGAACACAAUUUCUAUUUUUGACGUUGAGACCCAUACAAAGAUAUCGGCUUUACAGGGUCAUAAGACAGGAUUACAAUCUAUUUGCUGGGAUCCAAAUGGCAACAUGCUUGCAUCUGUUAGUCAGGAUUUAGUUAAAAUUUGGUCGACACGCACAUGGGACUGUAUCAGUGAGCUAAGCUCCAAUGGUAACCAGUUCCAUUCGUGCGUCUUCCAUCCUAGAUACUCACAAAUCUUGGUUAUUGGAGGCUAUCAGUCAUUGGAGCUAUGGAAUAGGAUCGAGAACCAAACCAUGACUGUCCAGGCACAUGAAGGUGUUAUUGCAGCUUUGGCGCAGUCGAGCUUCACUGGGAUGAUGGCCUCUGCUAGCCACGACAAAACUGUUAAAUUAUGGAAAUAGCCUUGAGGCUUCCAUGACAUUUUGAAGCUCUGGGGAGGAAGAAGACAGAAGUGACCAUGGUUCCAGGCACCUUUUCCGUGAUUCUGGGUUUGUGAUUUUACAACAUUAAAGUGGGAAUUCCACCAUCCUGUUGGUAUUCUCUCGAGUGUUCUACAUUAGAGCCUUGUCCUUUACUUCUCAUUGGCUUCAUACAACAGUUUGAUAGAUUUAUAUGAAUAGUUUUAAGUUUCGUACUCGGAUUCAGACCUCAAUUGCUUAAAGAAUGGCAAACGAUGAUUCAGACGAACAACUUGCGUGUGAUAAAAUUAUGUGGAUAAA